Messenger RNA from Vitis riparia (riverbank grape), 2928 nucleotides. RefSeq names its product putative pentatricopeptide repeat-containing protein At5g40405. The record is from RefSeq and is a predicted model, not a curated record. The coding region runs from base 1056 to 2903 and encodes 615 amino acids. Gene Ontology annotation, molecular function: zinc ion binding; RNA binding; protein binding. Lineage: Eukaryota; Viridiplantae; Streptophyta; Magnoliopsida; Vitales; Vitaceae. Gene Ontology annotation, biological process: RNA modification. The transcript has 2 exons.
UCACAGACGUCAUGCUUUGACCAGUCAAUUUCUGCCACGAAUCUCUUCUCGCUUUUCUAUAUCAUGCUUUCGACUUUCGAGCCCCCAAUGCCAUAUUCUAAUCACUUCCGCUGGUGUUUUGGGUGGACUCUAGCUAUCCCCGUUUGUUCCCCAGCUUGACCGUUGUUUCCCGUUAUAACUGGCGUCAGCCGCAUAAAAGGUUUUGCUUGGAUGCGGUGUACGCAUUCUAAGAUAAUGUAGCUCUCAUUCCCAGACGUGGGAUUGGCGAGUCAAUCAAUAUCAUCAUCAUCAUAAUCAUAGACUCAUAGUCGUAAUCAUUUCUGGUGUUUGAAUCCCACUUGGAGGUGUCCAGUCUUCAAUCUUGCCUACAGGACAUCAGCUGUUCGAUGAAAUGCCUGAGAGAACGCUCCUUCUCAUUAUAAAGGCUUAUUCUAAUGCUUCGAACAGUUCUCCACUUCUUUGAUCAUUAUGGCUGAUUGAUAAUGAGUGGCGGAAGGCGACGUUCACGCUUGGUCUGGCAGCGGGAUCAUUUGUCCGCUCUUGGGAAUUUGAAAGGAAGCUUUUUGAAGAGUGCUGCAAAAGAUAAAGAAAGAGCAUUGAAACAUUGAAAGCAAAGCAAAUGCUUUAGAGCACACAGGUAUUAUAUUCAAGAAAGUGGGCCAUGCACUGAACCUACUAAAAAACAGAUAUAGUAUGGCAUCUGCAAGGUCGAUGGAAUGCAAGGCCUUCUUCCCCGACAACCACAUGCCAGGGGAGCUGAUGGACACGGAUUCAGAUAAACAGUCAAUAUGUGAACAAUUUCUGGAACUGCCUUUUCAGCUUCCUACCCAACUUGAUCAGCGAAGUGAAUUGUCUGUGAAGAAUCAAGAUAAUGGAUUUUGAGUGGAAGCUUCUUCAUAUAAUCAUAUAUCUGUCAUUGUAGCACUACUUCCUAUGGGCCCAAUAAGGUAGUUUUUUUUUCCCCCAGAAAAAAGGGACUCAUGUUUAUAUAAAAUGUGCUGCCUUUUUAAGAUGCCCCAAAUACACCCUUCAUCAUCUCUGAGAGAGUUGUAAUCAUGAGCUCUUUAAGAUGCAUUGUGAAACACCCAACCAUUUCUAUGGUAGAGCCAUGCACCACGUUGAGGGAGCUGAAGCAAAUUCAUACCCAACUGCUCAUUAACGGUCUUCUUAACGACCCUCAGCUUGUAGGCCAAUUUGUAGCCUCCAUAGCCCUCAAUAACCCCAACAAUCUCCAUUAUUCCAAUCAAGUCCUUGAUCACUCUCAGAACCCAACCCUCUUCACCUUCAACUCUAUGAUUAGAGCCCACUCCAAAAGUUCAACCCCUCAUCGAAGCUUUCACUUCUAUAGCAGAAUUCUUCAUUCCGCUGGCUAUCUUGCCCCCGAUAACUACACUUUCACGUUCUUGGUUCGUACCUCUGCUCAGCUAUUGGCGCACGGGACUGGUUCAUCUGUACAUGGUGCCGCUGUGAAAUAUGGGUUUGAGCAUGACCCACAUGUUCAAAGUGGGUUGAUUUACAUGUACGCAGAAUUUGGUGGCUUGGAUGCUUGCCAUCGGGUGUUUUCAUCAAUUUGUGAGCCAGAUUUGGUGUGUCAGACCGCAAUGGUGAGUGCAUGUGCCAAGAUGGGAGAUGUUGGUUUUGCUCGGAAGCUGUUUGAUAAAAUGUCCCACAAGGAUCCUAUUGCAUGGAAUGCAAUGAUUUCGGGAUAUGCGCAAUGUGGGCAGUCAAGAGAGGCAUUGAGUUUAUUCAAUUUAAUGCAAAGGGAGGGCGUGAAGGUGAAUGAGGUGUCCAUGGUCUCAGUUUUAUCUGCAUGCUCGCACUUAGGUGCAUUGGAUCAAGGGAGAUGGGCUCAUGCUUACAUAGAAAGGAACAAGCUUCGAAUGACUCUGACACUGGGAACAGCCCUCAUUGACAUGUAUGCGAAAUGUGGGAACAUGAACAAAGCCAUGGAAGUCUUUUGGGGAAUGAAAGAAAAGAAUGUAUACACUUGGAGUAGCGCCAUUGGCGGGUUAGCCAUGAAUGGAGCUGGUGAGAAGUGUCUAGAGCUAUUUUCCCUCAUGAAACAAGAUAGUGUUCAGCCCAAUGAAAUCACGUUCGUUUCAGUUUUAAGGGGCUGUAGUGUGGUUGGACUGGUUGAGGAAGGUCGUAAGCAUUUUGAGUCAAUGAGUAAAGUAUAUGGGAUUGAGCCUCGGCUUGAGCAUUAUGGCUGCAUGGUUGAUUUAUAUGGUCGAGCUGGUCACUUAGAUGAAGCUUUGAACUUCAUCAAUAGCAUGCCCGUGAGGCCUCAUGUGGGUGCAUGGGGAGCACUACUUAAUGCCUGUAAAAUCUACAGAAAUAUGGAAAUGGGUGAACUUGCAUCGAGAAAGAUAGUAGAGCUAGAGGCCAAGAAUCAUGGUGCCUAUGUGCUGUUGUCUAACAUUUACGCUGAUUCCAAGGACUGGGACAGGGUGAGUAAUGUGAGGCAGACAAUGAAUGUUAAGGGCGUGAGGAAGCAGCCUGGAUGUAGCGUUAUAGAGGUUGGUGGUGAAGUUCACGAGUUCUUCGUUGGGGAUAAAUCCCACCCAAGAUAUGCUGAAAUCCAAGUAAUGCUGGGAGAGAUCUCUAGGAGGCUGAAAUUAUCAGGGUAUGUAGCUAACACAAACCCUGUGUUGUUUGACAUAGAAGAAGAAGAGAAAGAGGACGCUUUGUGUAUGCAUAGUGAGAAGAUUGCCAUUGCUUUCGGUUUGAUCAGUUUGAGUCCAGAUGUGCCCAUUAGGAUUGUGAAGAACCUCAGGGUUUGUUGGGAUUGCCAUGAUGCCACAAAAAUGAUCUCCAAAGCUUUUAACAGAGAGAUUGUUGUGAGGGAUAGGAACAGAUUCCAUCAUUUCAGAGAUGGGGAUUGUUCUUGUAAGGGCUAUUGGUGAAAUCUAGUUUCAUUUACCAUCUUCA